CAGACACACAGACAGACAGACACACACCCACAACAGACAGACAGGGACAGACUCAAACUUCACGUGGCUCUGAGAUGUCUGCAGUCUGACGCGUCCUGCUGUUUCCUCCAGACUCCAGAAUCAAGAGGAGCAGAACAUGGCCGCGGCUGACGCCCUCUGCUUCACGUUGUGGAUCUCCACAGUCGUCAGCGCCGGGCUCGGCUGCCCUGAGCUCUGCAGCUGCCUCAAUAGAAAUGCUGAAUGCUCCUUCAGAGACUUCACAGAGGUCCCCAGUGGUUUCCCUUCCAACGUCAUCAGAUUGAGUCUCACCGCCAACAAGAUCAGCCUGAUUCCGCGGGGGAGCUUCGACAAUGUGAUCCAGGUGACGUCCCUGUGGUUGGCCCACAACGGGAUCGUCUCUAUCGAACAGGGGACCCUCGCUCCUCUGGUUCAUCUGCGUAACGUUGACAUUAGCCACAAUAAAAUCGUGGAUUUUCCCUGGGAGGAUCUGCAGAACCUCACGGGACUGCAUCUGCUGAGGAUGGACCACAACGAGAUGACCCACCUGCCGAGGAACGCCCUCUCCAACCUGAAAGACCUGAGGUCCCUGCGACUGGACAACAACAGGUUCACAACCAUCGCAGAGGGGACGUUUGACGGUUUGGCGUUUUUGUCCCAUUUGCAGAUUAACAACAACUUGUUUGCGUGCACCUGCUCCCUCGACUGGCUCCGAGCCUGGAUUUCAACGACCAGCAUCUCGAUCCUGGAGCAGAACUCGAUUGUUUGUGAAAGUCCAGAGAAACUCAAAGGAGAAGUGAUCGGAGAGUUCCCAGAGUCAAAGUGCAAAAGCCCAAAUGUCACAAUAAAAACAAAUAUCCAUGACUCGGCUGUCGCAGAGGGGAGAACUCUGGUCCUGACUUGUGAGUUCAAAGGAAACCCGAAGCCCCUCGUGCUCUGGAACAUCUGCAGCAGGAGCCUGAAGCAGGAAGUGGCUCUGUCGUUCACCGAGGACGACUCAGCAGAAUCCAACGAGGACUUUGCUCUGUCCCAUCAUCGCCUCAGAGUCUUCAACAACGGGACUCUGAUCAUUCCAAGCCUGAGGAGAGAAGACGCCGGGAACUACAGCUGCUCGGCCACAAACGAGGUGGGCAGAGCCGACGACUCGGUGGCGGUGGCGGUGACGGCUUCACCGCAGCGAACGCCCAUAGGGCAGUGGACCACGACGCCCACUCAUAUCCAAUCACCCCCCACAACAGAGGAAACACCCGACUCUGACUCGGUGCGUCUGCCGGUUGUGAAGACACAAGACGUCCUGAGCGCUAACCCGACCGUCUCGUCCACUGGAGAGAUCCAGUCUCCGUCUCACGAUGAGGACACUCCGUCACCUGCCGGUCGAUGUGGCCUGACGGCGAACACCCGGUACAUCUCUAACCACGUGGUGAACGGCAGCCUGGAGGACAUCAAACACUACACCUUUGACUUUGGCGUCAUUGCCUUGGGGGUGUCAGAGACGGAGGCCACAGUGCGACUCAGCCCGCUUCUCAUACCCCGAGAGAAGAGCGUCAACCGGGCUGCUCCGACCUCAGGGAGCCCCCCCGCCGACAGCAGUGAAGGUCAUGACCUUUCAGACGUCUCCGUCCACACCAAUGGAUUGUACCUGUGCGUCUCCGCCGAUCGCCAACACUCGGCCGUGCAGUGGUCGAGGAUCAGAGAGGGCGUCAGCACCUACCUGUUCAGCGGGUUACGCCCCGGCACCAACUACUCCCUGUGUCUGACCUACAGGGGGGAGGACUGCGAGGUGCAGGUGCUGUUCACCACCAGGAGGAGGGUCCCCAACCUGCUCAUCAUCGUCUCCGUCAGCAUCUGCCUCCUCACCGUGUCCACCGUGCCGCUGCUCGGCGCCACCUGCUUCCACCUGGUCUACAAGUACCGCGGCAAGACGUACAAGCUGAUCCUGAAGGCCAAGGACCAGUGCCACAUGGAGAGGAACCUCGCCGCCAACUUCCACAUCCGAGCGCCGCACACCGACUCCCGCAGGAAGAUCAACGGCAGCCAGCUGGACGAGGAGGAGGGGGAGAGCGUGGGCGAAGGGGGGGGCGACCCGGCGGACAGCGUGGUGACCGAGUCGCUCACUUUGUCCCAGUGCCGGGGAAACGUAGAUGACUGCGAGGUCGGAUCUGAGUUCAGUGAUAAGUUGCCUCUGGGAGCUGAAGCUGUGAAUAUCACCAGCAACUUCAAAUAUCCCAAUCAGUAAAUGAUGAGGGAUUCUAAUAAUGAUUCGUGGGUUGUUUGUUAUUCGGUUACAAGGUGAGACAGGUUGAGUCUGUGGUCGAGGUUCUGUGAAGCUUUUGCAUAAGCAGCAAAGAAAUACUGGAGACUUAAAAAUCAUAUGUAUACGUCACUGAAAACUGACUCGUGCUCAUUUAGUUUAUUUUGUCUCAUUCAUGUAAACAACUUAAAAAAACGUCCAUAAACAACAACUAGAAAAGCUAAAUAACAACGAGCUUGUGUUCGGCUAAGAGCAAAGAUUUAAUUAGGAUUAUUAUUCCGGGCGAGGCUUUCUUCUAAUCGUGUGUAAAAAUAGUGUCAAAGACUUUAAGAAAUAAAUGUUUGUUCUUUCUUCAGUCAAAUGAAAAAUGUUCCGUCUGGUAAAUAAGAAGCUUCACGCAGCCGCCUGCCUCUCAUAUCAAAUAUAAUAUGAAUAUCGUAGACUAGAUGUGAGCAGGAGUAACUGUAACUUCAAUGUUCUAAUAAUCUGCUUCAAGCUGUGGAUCUAAUCUGUGGCUUUACUGUAUCUUGAGAAUACAAUGUUGAUGAAGUCUGUGUCUCAGAGACGGAUGAGUCUCGUGUGCAGAGCUCCGUGUUGAACUGGGAUCGAUCCUAUGGAGAGAGCUGUUUUCAUGAGUGUUUGUUAAACCAGUUAAAUUCAGUAUCAUCCAUCACGUCCUCACCAGUAAAAGCCCCAGUGAGUGUGUAUGUGAAGCUACUGGGCUUGUACCCAGGUCACGUGACCAUCCUGUUGAGAUAAACCUGCUUUUAACUGUGUAGAUAUCGAACACGCCCUCUAGUGGAAUACUCCAGUAACAGUAGCAUGUAUACUCGUAGUAGAGAAACAAGUAUACAAACUAUUACACUUUUUCUUUGUGAACAUAUACUAUACCUCCGUCCCCAGAUAACCUGCAUGCUGCCGGUUGUUGCAGUUUGUCGUGUCUCGUGAACAAAUUGUCAAACAAAAGUUCUGCAGUUGUGUCUUUUUUCAGUUUGAGUAAAUGAAAUAUUAUGUUUUUAACAGAGUGUUUAAACAUUCUCAUGAGCUUUGACCUGCUGACCCUUUGU
Platichthys flesus (European flounder) is the source of this 3315-nucleotide messenger RNA. RefSeq names its product immunoglobulin superfamily containing leucine-rich repeat protein 2-like. The coding region runs from base 137 to 2233 and encodes 698 amino acids. Lineage: Eukaryota; Metazoa; Chordata; Actinopteri; Pleuronectiformes; Pleuronectidae. The record is from RefSeq and is a predicted model, not a curated record. The transcript is spliced from 2 exons. Gene Ontology annotation, molecular function: protein binding.